This is a messenger RNA of Megalobrama amblycephala (Wuchang bream), 2867 nucleotides long. RefSeq lists its product as uncharacterized. The transcript is spliced from 8 exons. NCBI's taxonomy places the organism in Eukaryota, Metazoa, Chordata, Actinopteri, Cypriniformes, Xenocyprididae. The record is from RefSeq and is a predicted model, not a curated record. Bases 89 to 766 code for a protein of 225 amino acids.
UUGUGUUUUCUAUGAGAGGCAGUGGCAGUAAAUCACGUUGUUAUCUUUCUAAUAUCAUCAACUCGGCAAACUGUGCCUUCAAAAUGAAAUGUCUUUAAAAAAUGAUGCAGUGACGCGCAGUGGGUGUUACAGGAAAUCAAAAACCGAGCAGUGCAGCCGGCUAUUUCAGCAGGAAAGCAGAGCUAUUCUAGUCCUAUCCACAGUGCUAUUAAACAUCAUCAUGCCGAGCGCUCUGUUGUUUCUUUUAUUGUUUCCGAAUCCGUGGUUUUGUCUUAUCGAGGGAAAAUCACUCGAAGCAGAUGAAACGUGUGUUGGGAUGCGGAGAGAAGAUCACUCCUACGACUUCGAUCUGCCCGAAACCGUGACCGUGAACGUGCAAAAGGAGGAAUGUGAUCUAGAGUGGACCAUUGAUCAGUCCUUCACAGCAUUCCUGGAUGGAAAUUCUACACACUUUGCUCUUCCCUUCAAAAAAGUAACUCGCCACGGAAUCACAGUGAAUUACUGUCCAGUUUCAGCCAUAUUCCAUGCCAGUUGUCCUAUUUACACCAAGGAGCUCACAUGUUCUUGUACCAAUUCUACUUACAACAAUCCAGUUUUUAACACAUCUCUGCCAUUUGGAGAUAUAUCAUCCUCUGGUUCGUCAAAGAGACAGCACUAUUGUGUCUUUGCUGUUGCUGCCAUGUUUGCCAUAAGCUUUGUUAUUUUGGCUUUCUUCAUCUGCAGGACGAACAGAGCCUCAGCUGAUGAACAAAACCAUCCUGCUUAAGGAGAAUUAACCUGGAGGCAUCUGUACUACUUGCCCAACAAACAACAAUACAUGACGUGGAGUCAUAAUGAUACAUUAUCCUAUAUACAAUUAAUACACUCUAUAUUAUAUUAUAUUAUAUUAUAUUAUAUUAUAUUAUAUUAUAUUAUAUUAUAUUACUCAUUACAGGGCUCGACAUUAACGCUUGUCCGGAACAAGUGGAUUUUUUGAAGGGGCAAGUGAAAGAGAAUUUUACUUGCUUGACCAGACAAGUAGCCUGCUUAAAAUGUCAAUAAUAAUAAUAAUAAUAAUAAUAACUAUGAAUCACCAAAACCUGAGAAUGAUUCUGAUUUUAUUACAUUUAGUGUAAGUGGCAAUCGAUAAAAAGAUAAACUGAUGUAAAAAGAUGUACUGACGGUAACAAUGUUGCCAUUAAGGCUCGCGCACCCUCUGGAGAGCGCAGCACACAAAAAGAAACUCAGUUAAUAUACUACGGUAAACAAUCAAAAUGUAAAGUUUUAUAUUUAUAACAUAAGAUAUGAUACAGUUAAGCAACAUCACACAACUUCCUGAUGGUAUUCACGUUUGAAAAUGCGACACCGAUUUCAUACGACAGUUAAGCAGUUGUUAAUAAUCACUUACAUUUUAGAGGCAAUAUUGAUUAUGUUCUAUUUCAGCAGCAAAAAUAGUUCCAAACAAAUAAUACAGCAGAACCAUAGCGCAUCUCACAGCAACACCCAACCGUGUUUUCAUUACUGAAUGAAUCAGCCGUUUGAACGAAUCGUUUGAAUGAAUGACUCAAUUAUUUAAGACAGUCAAUUACCACCACCUACUGGUGGUUUAGUUUAAUGUUUAUCAUUUUUUAAUAUUUAAAACAAUAUCAUAUCAUUAUUUAAUGCAGUUGUCAUUUUUCAGUGUAAAUAAUUUAAUUUGAUUGGUAACGGCCCUAUAGUGUUUUAUUAUUCGAAUUAAAUUUAUUGAGAUAAGAAUAGAAAUUAUAAAUUUAUUAUAUAAGAUUAGAAAAAAGUCAUUUAUAAAGGUAAAAAAGCCCUCAGAGUAAAUAUUACAAAUAUGCAGAUUUAAAUAUGCUGAUAGAACACUGAUGAGAAUAUUUCUUUAGAAUAAAUUUACAUUUACACAACCGGACAUGCCAUUUUUUUACUCGGACAAGUGAAUGACCGAUUUCAAGCACAUGACAAGGCUUAAUGUGGAGCCCUGUAUUAUAUUAGUUUCAUAUUAUAGUAUGUUAUAUUAUAUUAUAUUAUUAGACCAACAACACUGGGAUUUCAACACUGUCAGUAUCACUCCGCUUAUCUGUGUUUGUACGUUCCAUUAUUGGUGGAGAUUUUACAUUGACAUGGUUACAUGCAGUGAUGGGUGUGAUGCAUUAAUAAGUAAUUAAUUACUGUAAUUUAAUUACUUUUCCAUUGAAAAAAAUAAAGUAAGGAAUUACUCAUAAUUUAAUUAGCUACUUCUGAUGUAAUUGCAUUAAAUAAUGUAACAAUAGUGGAUUUAACAUAAAAAUGUAACAUCUAAUGAUAAUAUGUAUGUUUUUAAUGUAAACUUCUCCAUUUAAAUACUUUGGUCAGUUCAAGAAUAAUUUAUGCAAUUUUAUAUUACUCAUUUGAAAGAAUUAAAAGAGCAGUUUCAAGUCCUUAUUGUUCAACUGGUCAUGGUUGAAAUGGAAUUUAGAAAGUAAUCAGUAGUAAUAAGUAAUGCAAUACUUUUUAGAAAGUAAUUAAAAAUUAUAUUAUAUUAUAUUAUAUUAUGAAGGCUAAUAUAAAUGUUUUAAGUUUGUAUUUCCUCCCAGAAUGGCAGAUGGCACCUAAUUUACAAUAUUUCCCUGCCUCUUUAGUUUGUGUUAUGUGUAGAAUAUUCACAAGAGGUCACUGUCUGCACAGUUUUAGACAUUAUUUGUAAUUUCACAUGCAGUGCUGUGUCUAUCUUGCCUUCUUGUUUGUUUUUGCUCAUGUGUUAUUUGUUAUCUUGUUUGUUUCAUACUGUACGUUAGUUCUGGGCAACCAUUUUUCGACUGUCGUAUUUGUUACUGUUGUCUUCUUCUGUAGCUAUCAUUUACUCUGGUUAUUCUGAAACUGCCAUUAAACUUUGCGAAUGGUUCCUC